Messenger RNA from Aspergillus melleus, 348 nucleotides. Its product is annotated as Zn(II)2Cys6 transcription factor domain-containing protein. The coding region runs from base 1 to 348 and encodes 115 amino acids. The transcript has a single exon. Gene Ontology annotation, molecular function: DNA-binding transcription factor activity, RNA polymerase II-specific; zinc ion binding. Gene Ontology annotation, biological process: regulation of DNA-templated transcription. The record is from RefSeq and is a predicted model, not a curated record. NCBI's taxonomy places the organism in Eukaryota, Fungi, Ascomycota, Eurotiomycetes, Eurotiales, Aspergillaceae.
AUGUCGACCCCUCGCCAACGCUCCCACGACGGAUGCUGGACCUGCAAGGCCCGCCGUCGGAAAUGUGACCGUGCCCGCCCGACCUGUCGCGCCUGUGACGAGCGUGGCAUCCCCUGCGAGGGGUACGAGGUGCGCUUGCGCUGGGGGUCUGGAAUUGCCUCGCGUGGUCGCUUUACCGGGGCGGGGGAGCCAGUGGUCGCGUCCGUGCCUCUGCGUGCUAAGGGCCGACGACGGGAUUUGAGUCGAGAUAAGCGCAGGCAAGUGGGAUCUGGUUCUGGCCUGCGAGAGGCUUGUGUAGAUGGUGAGUCCACAAACGUGUCGUCGAAUAAUGAUGGAUUUGUUGAUUGA